This is a messenger RNA of Rubroshorea leprosula, 398 nucleotides long. NCBI's taxonomy places the organism in Eukaryota, Viridiplantae, Streptophyta, Magnoliopsida, Malvales, Dipterocarpaceae. The record is from the annotation of a GenBank genome assembly.
ACCCACCCAAUCCCUCUUCUUCCCCUUCUUUCUUUCUCUUUCUUUCUUUCUUGCCCUGGGUCUCCACCAAGCUAGAUUUCGAUGGCUGCGACGAACCCAACCUGCUGGAUCUCGUCGGAACCCAACCUGCUGGAUCUCGUCAGAACCCAGCCUGGCUGGGUCUCCCUUGCUGGGUCUCCCUUGUUGGGUUCCGAUGAGACCCAGCCUGGGUUCCGACGAACCCUGCUGGGUCUCGUCUAACCCAGCCUUGCUGGGUUUACCCAAACCCAACUGCUGGGUUCAACGAGACCCAGCUGGGUUUCGAUGAACCCAGCUUUGCUGUUUCAAUGCUGGAUUCAUGUUUUUUCAUUUUUCUUUGGAUUUUCAUUUCCAAUUGUUAAUAAAUUUGAGAGUUGAUU